Messenger RNA from Rhinolophus ferrumequinum (greater horseshoe bat), 2007 nucleotides. RefSeq names its product protein interacting with cyclin A1 (gene PROCA1). The record is from RefSeq and is a predicted model, not a curated record. NCBI's taxonomy places the organism in Eukaryota, Metazoa, Chordata, Mammalia, Chiroptera, Rhinolophidae. Gene Ontology annotation, biological process: phospholipid metabolic process; arachidonate secretion. Bases 590 to 1633 code for a protein of 347 amino acids. The transcript is spliced from 5 exons. Gene Ontology annotation, molecular function: A2-type glycerophospholipase activity.
CAGGCGCCGGGGGCAGGCUUGAGGACCCGAGGAAGGUGCGGAACACGCGGGCCUGACGAAGGAGGCGGGGCCAAGCGCUGGGCUGGGGCCGACUUAGAGCCUGGGGGCAUCCUGAGUACCUGGAGAAGAGCCUCCGGGUUUGCCGGCGCAAUCUAGCUCGAGCCGGAGCUGCAACUUCUGUUUGUAAGGCUGGAAGGCAACUCUGUGGCAGCCGGGAAUCCGGGCCGUCUCCCACGAAGUGCGGGGCCUGGCUGGAGCCAGUGUUCCAGCAUUCAUCUUGGGCUGGGGGUGGGGCGGGCGGUUCCAAUGACUCAGAAGGCAGAAAGGAGUCUGGAGGUUCCACGGGUGACAUCACAAUCGCACACAGAUGUGGGCGGGGCCAGGGCGGCAUUUCCAAGGAGACAAGUGCACUCUGCCCCUGCCUUGCGCCCUCCUAUUCCCUCCCUCCCUUUCUUCGUUUCUCCCUCUUUCCCUCCUUCCCUCCCCACCCCCAUUCAGUUACUCUGGUGUCCAACCUGGAACCCUAUCGUCUGUGCUCUGAGGGCGGGGGGAGCUCUUCAGCCCGCAGGACUGGGAGGAUUCUGAACAAAUGAGCAUCACCUAUAUAAAGAGGUUACCCAGCUGGCAAAGAGGACAUCUGUGUGUGGCGUCUAGCACUGAUGCAUCAUCUACUGUCUCCUCUGAAGGUGAAUUCAAGGACAGUGACAGGUGCUGUUGGAAACACAAGCAGUGCACUGGGCACAUCAUCUGCCCCUUCACCUCUGACUGUGGCCACCACAACCUGCAUCUGCACUCUGUUAGCCACUGCGACUGUGAUUCUAGGGUGAAGGAGUGCUUAGAGACGACAAAUAGCAGCGGCUCCCGAGAUGUAGGCCCAACCUGCUCCCGAGAUGUGGGCUCAGCCUGUUUCAACAUCAUCCAGACCCCUUGCUUUGAGCUCAUCCCAGAGGAAGAGUGUGUGGAACGGUUCUGGUAUGGCUGGUGCAAAAGCUACAGGCCUCUUUCUGUGGCAGUGAUCCACCAUCCCAUCCACCAUAAGUGUGGGGCAGAUGAAGAAGAGGAAGAGGAGGAGGAAGCAAGCAAGCCUCCCAUCCCAACCCAGGUGGGGCCCACCCCCCCAGGCGACGCAGGCAUAGGCACGGGCGCAGUCAUGGCCACCCCUGACUCAGCGGCUCCCAUCACCAUCUGGCGCUCUGACAGCCCCACAGGGAAGUCCCAGGGCAGCAAGGUUCUUAAGAAGGUCAAGAAGAAAAAGGAAAAAGAGAAAGACAAAGAGGAGGACAUGGACGAGAAGGCAAAGCUGAAGAAAAAAGUCAAGAAGGGCAAGCUGACUAAGAAGAAAAGCCAAGUUAAAUCAGAUUCUUCACCUCCGGACUUGAGCAGAUCAGUAAGCCCCAGGGAGUUGGCCAGGACGUCAGAGUCCAGUCCAGACAGCCGGGAGGACCUGGAGAGUGAGGACAGUUACAAUGACCCCAGGCCAGGAGAACUCUCCAGUGAGGAUGUCGUGGAGUCCUCAUCGCCCAGGAAGAGAGAGAAGAACACAGGCCUGGCCAAGAAGCCUGGGCCGAAGGCCUCUCCCGUCAAGGUCAACAGGAAGAAAUCGCCCCCAGCAUCAAACCCCAACCUCAGUUGAGGCCAGGGCGACGACGGGUGAAGAAUAAACGCCAUCAAGCCAGGAGCUGACCCCCUGCUUCUGUUCUCUCCCCUCCAACUGGGCUACUUCUGCGGGGCGGGGGUGGGCUCUGGGCAUGGCAGGAGCAAAGGGGCUGGGGGGCUGCAGGGCUGUCUGAAGGGUAAUCAGUCUUUCAAGAGGAAGUCCGUGAGAAGGUAGGUGGGAGGGCGGGGAGGAGCACAACCAGUUUCUCUUGAACAUUCUAGGCCCAGGACAGAAGAGCACAUGUGGGAAGGGUGGGUAGGCGGCUUCCCAUCUGCUGGGAGACUGAUCUGUGUGAAAUCCACUCAGGGACAGUGGGCCUGUCUGCAGUGACACUCCUAAUAAACGGAACC